Mercenaria mercenaria is the source of this 5928-nucleotide messenger RNA. RefSeq names its product centrosomal protein of 162 kDa-like. NCBI's taxonomy places the organism in Eukaryota, Metazoa, Mollusca, Bivalvia, Venerida, Veneridae. Bases 174 to 4616 code for a protein of 1480 amino acids. Gene Ontology annotation, biological process: cilium assembly. The record is from RefSeq and is a predicted model, not a curated record. The transcript has 34 exons. Gene Ontology annotation, cellular component: centriole; axonemal microtubule; centrosome.
AUUCUACAAUUAUGGUUAGCGCUAACAUUCAAACAUGUAACAACACAUAGAGACAGACACAUUUGUCGAUUUCCUUAAAUUUAAUCAGUAAACCAUUGAUUUAUUGAUUGCUUUUGAAUGGAGAAAUCAUUAAGAUUUUAUUAGAUGAGAUGUAAUUUUCUAAAACUGACAUUAUGAGUAGAAGCAAGAGGCAGAAAGACUUUGAUCAACAGUUUGAAGCUUUUCUUAAAGAGUCUUUAUCAUCUGAGGAUUCUAUAAAUUCUGCUCGUAUAAACAAGUUCCUCGAGCCGCCGACGAAAGAAAAGAAACCCUGGUGGGAUGUUGAUGAUGAUGAUGAUGAUGACAAACCAGGUUUAGGUACCAGUCGAAGCUUUUUAAAGAAAAAGAGCCCAGAAAAUGUGAGCCAAGAAAACAAAAAACAAGAUUUCAGAAUAGCUCCAAAAGCAAAGGCUAGAAAAGAUGCUAAAAUUCGAGGGAAAGCAGAGUCAUCCAUCAGUAAAGACAGUCUUGAUGAUAUUUCCGAGAAAUCGGAGGAAGAUCACGGACAUGUACACAGACCAAGAGUUCAUGUACCAGAGGAAAGCAUGGACAGUAUAAAUACAGAAGAUUUACUCAAUGAGCGUGACUCUGGAACCAGGGUUGGCAUGGAUACUCUUGAUGAAAUGGCAGACAAGGAAAAGUUUUUCAGGGACCUGGAAAGGAAUGCAGAUGGAACAAUUGAUUAUGGUAGAUUAAAUCGUGACCUCAGUGCUACGGGGAACACAAUGUCACCAGAGGGCGCUGCAAAGACUGCAGCAACACUGGCAGCACUACAGGAUAUAGAGGAUGAAGUGGAAGAAGAUUUGCCAACAGGACCUGACAUCAGGGGUGAACUAGUACAUUCUGAACGGGAUCAGUCUGAACAAAAACCAAGCAUGUUGUCUAAAGUGUCACUGAUGGAUUCCUUAGAAUCUACAAUGAAUACAACAACAUCCCCUCAGGUAGGGAAGGGGACUAUGCGAGAUGUGUUGGAGGAAGCAGAUGAAUUUGAUGACACAGACCAGCAAGGGGAAAACUUUAGGCCAAGCCAUAGUGGACCAGAAACUCUUAAAACUGCUACAGGACUGAUUGGUACAAACACAAGUCAGGAGAUUGAAGCACUCCACAAUGCUCUAGAGAAACUGGGACUGUCUGCUACAAUAGGCAAUGACAGUCAGCUGGAUUUGUCGUCCCAGGGAGACAAAGGGACUGAAGAUCUUGUAAAGAAACUCCUAAGUACAAGUGCAGGAAAACAAAGAAAUGUUGCAGAAAUAAUGAAAGAGUUGGAAGAUUUACAGAUGAAAGUUGGAAAGGAAGAUCCCCAUUCAGAUCAGCAUUCUCCAGAGACCAGAGCCAGCCCUAAAAGUCCUAAAGGUAUUGAGAGGCAAAAACAGGUUGAGGAUGACCACGAGGAAUUGCGGGGCUUUAACCUUUCUCCUGCACGGCCCUUUCCUGUAGAUCAGGAUCACUCCCAGAGAGGUGACAGUUCCUACAGGGGUGACAGCUCCCACAGGGGUGGGGAUAGUUCACAGAGAGGUGGGUUUGAUACCUCUCACACAGAAGAUACAGAAAUGUACAGACCAGUUAUUGAAGUGUCAGAAGACUCGUAUAUGGAAGCAAGGCGGAAUGUGAGUGAGAGAGGAAGAGGGAAGAAGAAAGAACAAAAGAAGAAGACAGACAAGAAAAGAGAAGACAAAGGCAAACAACAUAAACAAAUGAGGACAACAGAUUCAUCUCUGAGAAGGUCCAGAUCUAGAUCUUCAUCUCCUAUGAAAAUUGACUUUUCAGAAACAUUGAAGUGGAAGCAUAAGUCUAUCAAGGGUUCAGGAUAUGGACAGAUGUACUCUCCACCUAAACCACCAUGGGACAGAAGUCAUGACAGGGAGAGGGAACUGUUAGGUUACUCGAGGUCAAGGCAUAUACAGAAUGAUUCCCCUUUAAAGUCAACAGAUAGAGUAACACAGCAGACGAGUCCAAAGAAACGGGAAGUGAAAACUGCUAAAGGAAGUGCAUGGAGCCCAGCAGAAGUCAGUAAGCAAAAGAUGAAAGGAAGUCAGUCAGCAAAGCGUGCCAAACUGGGUUCAGUAGCUUCCUCACAGCUUGACGCUUCGGUAGAGUCAUUUGCCAAAUACAUCAAGGAACAUUUUAUACCAGAGGCCAAACCCUCAAUGGAAGAACCAUCUGUGUCAGCAAGUUUCAAGGAAAAGGUAGAAGAUAAUGCUGAUGAAGAGAAAGUUAGAAUCAUCGAGAAAUUAAAGGCUGAUCUAGAAUCUAUGGAGAGAAGUUAUGAGCGCCAGUUGGAGACUCAGAAACUGCAGUUUGAACAAGAGAUCUCAGAAUUAAAGCAAGAAAACUUUGUACUUCAUGCUAAGGUGAGUGGGGAUGAAGGUGCAGAGAUGAAGAAGAAAGUUCUGGCUGGCCAGUCUCUGGAAGGAGUAGGAAAGGACCAACUGGAAACGCUGCAGCGUGACCUGAGGGAACAGGAAACCCUCAUAUCUGGAUACCAGCAGGAGAAUAAGAGACUGUAUGAUGAGAUGAAGAACUUAAAGAAACAGAGUAAACAGGUGGAGGAGAGAAUGUUCCAGGAGAAUCAGAAACUGCUUGCUGAAGCUGCGAAUCUCAGGAUAGUGAAACAGGAUAGGGAAAAUGUGACCCAGUUGGAACAGAAAGAGGAACAGUAUCGGAAUAAAGGGUUGAUAACUGGUCCUGAAGCACAGCAGAGAAUUGCAGCAGGGGAUAGUCAGGGUGCCAUUGCACACCUAGAGGCGGAGCUUUCACAGGCAAAGAGAACAUGUGAUGCAUUGAAUCGUGAAAUUUCGGUGCUGCAGCAGUCCCGAGUAGAGCUGGAGAAACAUGUGGAGAAGUUGGUCCUCGAGAGGGAGCACCUUAACAAGGCACUGGAGCAAUCUAAAACAUUGAAAUCAGAAGAGGCUAGGGCUCUAGAGCAAGAGUACCAAAAAGAGAUUGAGAAACUAAAGAAUAAGUUGAAAUGGUAUGCAGAGAACCAGGAACUGCUUGACAAAGGUGCGAGAAAACUGAAAUCCCGCGACGAUGAAAUACACAAACUGAAAAUGCGGAUAGAAGACCUUCAGACUGAGUCUGGCAAGCGUGUAGAGGAUAGUAAAGUUCGAGCAAGAGAACGUGCAGGAGACCAGAAGAAAAUACAAGAUCUGCAGAGACAAGUGAAAGAAAUGGAGGCUAUUUUGAAGAGACGGAAUCCAAAUUCUUUGCCCACCUUGAUGAUAGCCGCUGCAGCUGCCCCAGACAAUACUGCGAACAACAACAGAUCAGCCUAUUCUGAAGUACUGGAGAGUCGAGUGAAGAAACUAGAGAAAGAACUGGAGGAAAAAGAUGGAGAGACAGAUAAACUGAUGCGUGGAGUAGAACAGAAAUAUCACUCUAUUAAGUUACAAUUUGAAGAAAGAAUCAAGGAGUUGGAACUUCAGCUAUCCAUUUACCAGGGCCAAACAGAUCAUGUUCACCCACAUACACAUUCUGUUGCCCUGGAACGAGAAUUAGAGAGUAUAAGAGAGAGAUAUAAACACCAGGUGAAGGAUCUACAGGCAGAGAUAGACAGGUUGGCAGCUGAACUGGCAAAAUCCAAGAAAUCAUUAGAAGUGUCUGGGAAGGCUGAAAUUGAGAAUGCCAAAGAGACAGAAACAGAGUUACGUACCUUGGUGAGAUCUUUACAACAGGAGGUAGAAAACAAGAAUCAUGACCUCCAGGUCAUGCAGAAAUCUUUGGAAAGACUACGCAAAGAAAAACCCCUUUCUUAUACUAAUGAUGCAGGUAAGAAGGGUAAACAGAAGGGCAAGGGAAGUAAAUCUGACCUUACUGAGACAGAGGAGUUGUCCUCCCUGCCUGCAGAGAAGGAAUAUGAACCAAAAGUGUUUGAAGAUGCCCAUAUAUCAGAUGUGCUGAAAGAAAAUGAAGAUCUUAAAAUGAAGGUUGACAAACUACAGUUACAGAUGGAUCAGCACAGGGUAGAUAUACGUAAAGUUCUCGCCGAGAACGAGGGUAUAAUGCGUGAGACUCGUGAGAAUUAUGAGGAAAAAAUAGAACAGUUACGACGAUCACAUCAACAGGAAGUAAAACGUUUGAUGGCGCAGCAAGCUCUGGAACACUCAACAUCACGUAUGGCAGAAUUACAGAGUAAAGUGGAUACACAGGAGGUUAUGAUCAAGCAUCUGAGGGAGCAACAAGCGAGGCUGGAGGUGGAGGCAGAGGCUGCCUCGGUACUGAGGAUCAAACAAACACGUCUUGAAGAAUCACUGAAAUCAUUACAUAAAGAACUGAAAGAGGCCAAAAAAUCUCAUACUCCUGAAAUGCGUCAUUUUGAAGAGUUGCAGGAAAAGAUAACUCAUAUAGAAACAAAACAUGCUCAGCGUGAGCAAGAACUUCAACAAAUCAUUAAAAACUCUAAACUUAGUGCUUCUGUGGAGAUAGAAAAAGAAACAGACAAAUGGCGUAAACUUGUUGAAACAAAAAAUAAUGAGAUUCAGAGAUUCCGCAUGGAAUUGGACUCAAUAUUAGAAGUGAUAAGGGUGUUACAGAAACAAGGGGUUAUUAUUCCAGUAUCGUCUACUGCCGUCUCCUAGCCAACAUACAGCUAUAUAUAGAAGUAACUGUGAUAUUAAUUUAUUAAUGUACAACCAGGAUUAGAGUGAAUUGUGUCUCCCACAUGAAGUAGGAGAGACCUAUUGUUUAAGUACUGUCUGUCUGUCUGUCUGACUGUCACAAAAUUUGUUCGCACAACUCCUCUGACACCACCGGUAAAUUUACACCAAAAUUCACAAUCAUUGCCUAGCCUAGUUGUGUCAGCAUGCUCCGGUUUGAUUAUUUUUAGUGGAGUUAUGUCCCUUGAUUUGUCAAAUUUUAUGAUCUUUUGGACACAUCGCAUAUUAUUGGGCAUAUUUCCACCAAGCCUUACAGGAGUGAUCAGUACCAAGACUCUGUCCAAAUUAUUUGCAUGUUCUGGUGUAACAAUAAAUAUUCGUCACUCUGGAAAUUUUUCCCCCCACCCCCAACACAAGAUAUAUUGCAGAUAUGUAAACAUAUAGGUUGGUGUGCUGUAGAUAUGUAAAGAUGUAGGUAAAUCUUCUGUAGAUAUGUAACAAUGUAGGUAGGGCUGCUGUAGAUAUGUAAACAUGUGGGUUAAUUGCAGUAGAUAUGUAAACAUGUGGGUAAGUCUGUUUUAGAUACGUAAACAUGUAGUUAGAGCUGCUAUAGACAUGUAAACAUGUGGGCAAGUGUGCUGUGUACAUGUAACAUAUACAUGUAAGUUGAUCUGCUGUAGAUAUGUAAAAAUGUGCUACUAAGUAAAUCUGCUGUAGAUAUGUAUGUAAUAUUAUAAUUUAUUAUUUAUGCACAUACGUGGGAAGAUAUAUUGAUUUUUAGCUGGACUAUUCAAAGAAUAGUCUAGCUAUUCUACUCACCCUGGCGUCGGCGUCACACCUUGGUUAAGUUUUUGCAUGCAAGUACAUACAGCCAUCAAUUAAAGGCAUAUAGCUUUGAAACUUAUUUUUUCUUUUUCUAGGUCAAUUACCAACCUCUCUGGGUCAAGUCCCAUAACUCUGACAUGUAUUUUGAGCAAAUUAUGCCCCCUUUUGGACUUAGAAAAUUUUGGUUAAAGUUUUACAUGCAAGUUACUAUCUCCAAAACUAAUGCAGAUAUUGAUUUGAAACUUCACAUGUGUCUUCGGCGUUAUAAAACUAGUUGAUAGCAGCAAGUCCCAUAACUCUGACUUUCAUUUUGGCCAAAUUAUGCCCCCUUUUGGACUUAGAAAAUUCUGGUUAAAGUUUUGCGUGCAAGUUCAUACAGCUAUUUCUAAAAGGCAUAUAGAUUUGAAACUUAUUUUUUCUUUUUCUAGAUCAAUUAUCAACCUCACUGGGUCAAGUCCCAUAACUCUGA